Molecule: messenger RNA, 1800 nt
Organism: Trichoderma virens Gv29-8
Lineage: Eukaryota; Fungi; Ascomycota; Sordariomycetes; Hypocreales; Hypocreaceae
Exons: 2
Coding region: 1-1800 (599 amino acids)
Source: RefSeq, a predicted model, not a curated record
AUGUCUUCUACGGAUAAUACUGAGCUGAUUCUUGCCGUUGUGGCUCUGAUCAUCUCUAUUCUAGCUUUUGUUAUAGCCAUCCUACAGGCUCUCCAACAGUAUUUUGCAUCGGCCACGGGAUAUUCUUCUUGCAGUGAAGCUGUAAUAGGAAAAUGGUCGCGCUUCUCCAGACGCCAGAUGCUUUGGUCCGAGUUCCGCAUCGAGGUACAUUUUGAAACACCCGUGCUAUUUGUCGCGAGGCCCGAAAAUACGAGAGGGCCACUCGGGAAUGAUGAAGAUUUUCGUCAAGAGGAUAGGAAAAUUAUACGCCUGGACGGCAGCCACGCAAAUCUCAAGUACACGCCAAGCACUGAAGAGUUUAAUGAGCAGCAAAAGAAAAAUAAGCAACAAGCUGUCCGUACAGCGGACAACGAAAACGCAACCUGGUGUCACAUGUUGAUGGCUAUCUAUCAAAUGGAGAAAGAGUCCCGUUCUUGGCAGAAAGAAUCGCUAGGGUAUCAGCCUCCUUGCGAUCCCUCACCCCCUCACUCAUUGGUUGUCUGCAUGCAGAGAAAGAAACGAGUCUGGGAUAGCAUUCCCCAAGGUCUCAGUAAACCUUAUGCUACAACAACUAUAUCGCAUCUGAUAGAGAUUGCUGCCAUGCUUGGCAUUCACUGGAAGAAUUUCGAUUUAGACAACGAUCGUUAUCGAGCUCAAGGUAAUGGCUUUGUCCUGUACGGCUCUUACAUCGACAAUUUGGGUAUAUCCUUCACCUUUCAAAAACAAGGGCCAACGGUGUUUGGACAAAAUCGUAUAAUUCCAAAUCACGACAUAAAGCAAUUGUGCUUUGGUUUGGCGCCGACAAUUCUCCAUCGGGAAAUGCUCAUCAAUGUCGAUGGCCAUGGGACUCAUGUAACUUUGCAACUUGGCAGCUUUGCAGAGAUUGCUGAUACUCUCGCAGAGUUCGGCUGUGAUAACAACACGAUUGGCUACUUUAGAAAAAACCCUGAGGAGGCCCGCCAUGCCCAUCUUUACCCUGUUCCUUUCGAAAUACUAGGCAUGGUCGGCCAAAUACUUCACAUCGAGGAUACUGCUUUUCGAAUGCUUCCGAAUCCCACAGUUUAUUUCUGGGAGCCCAACACAUUCUCUCUUCCCACUCUUACAAGUAACAUUGUUGCUAUAUUGAGGGAGACUCAAACAGAGACUACAAAUAUGGAGGAGAAUGACCAGAUUUCACAGCUAUUAGAUUGGUGUGACGAGAGUACAGAACAAAUUGAAAAGCCGCCCAAUGGAUCACUUCAUACUGAUAUCAGCGGCACAACAGCAGCCAACAAGAUUGCGCACUUACGUGGGGGUAUAGAGCUCUGUGAUCACUACUUGAAAGAGGUUGACAUGGUGAUGAUUUACCAAGUCGUUCGUGUCCACAUUCAGGAAGUUCUGGGGAUGCUAAAUGAGAAACCGGGCGACGGGCUUGAGGAUGAGAAUCAGGAUUCCAAUAUUAUAAACGAAUUUGAUUCGGCAACUGUUGACGAAAAACAUCAUCUUCUAGCACGGCUGUACUGUACAUCCGUACGGCAUAAUGUCAUAGAAACUGUGCAUAAGCAGCGGUCACAAUACAGCCAGAAAACAAACACACAGGUGACCAUUGCAAACGACAUGGUGGAUUCUGAAGCUACAAUGAAGCGCGAUAUUAACGAGAUAUGGUGUACUCUCAUAUUCCGAAUGCUUCACUGGCUUCAACUACACGACUUUCAUAAAAAGGACAUUCAAGUAAGCAAGCGUGAUGCAUACGACAGUCGAAUACCGGUAUACAUUCUCUGA